GUGUCGCGUUUGCUGAUUGGUCCAUUCCGUUCCAGCGCUUCACCAUCUACAGUCAGAGCAGAUCCAGAGAAGCGAGCACAAGCUGACAGAGAGAUUACAUCUUUAGGUUCAUACUUCACAUCAUAGUUUUACAACAAACCUCAAACUAUACAAACCUGUCAUCUCAAGUGGCUAUGGAUUGUCGAAACGAAGGAUGCACUCAGCCACAAGAUGAGGAUAUCAUGGACAUCCCCCUUGAUGACCCGGCCGCAAACAAGGCUGCUGCUAAAAUUCAAGCUGGAUUUCGAGGUCACAUGACCAGGAAGAAAAUGAAGGAUGACAAGCCUAGGGAAGAGAAACAACGAGAGCAGAAGUAGCUAAGAGGAGCACAUCGCCACCGCCCGGACAGCCCAUCACUGCAAUAACCAGAGCUCUUUUGUUCAAAAAGGACCCUUCAAUGUGUAAAACAUCAACAGCCAAACUCCAUGCAUAUGACUAGCAAACUCUUUUACACUUCUCUAUUCUUUUUUUAACAUUUGACUGGCUGUUUCUUACCUGAAAUAGUCCCACAGCAUGACAUUUUCAAUUAAAUUUAUAUUAAAGCGAUACUCUAGCCCAGUGGUUCUCAACUUCAGUCCUCGGGCCCCCCCUUCCAGAACAUUUUAGAUGUCUCCAUAUAUAAAACACCUGAUUCAGUUCAUCAGCUUGUUAAUGUGUUAAUUAAGGAAACGUUUCAAACAUUCUGGAAGAAGCCUAAUGAGUGGAAUCAGGUGUUUCAUGUAAGGAGACAUCUAAAACAUUCUGGGAGGGGGGGCCGAGGACUGAAGUUGAGGACCACUGCUCUAGCCAAAUAUCAAAGUUACCCCGUGAUUUACUCACCCUGAAGCAGUAAAGUCCAUCAUCUCUCAGACGAACACAUUUGGAGUUAUUUUAGUAAAUGUUUUUGCACUUCCAAGCUUUAUAAUGGCAGAAAAAAAUGCCCAAAGUGCAUUUAUCCAUCACAGAAGUAAUUCACAAGGCUCCAAUGGGUUAAUAAAGGCCAUAUGCAGGUAAUCAAUGCCAUUUUGUUAGAAAAAUAUCCAUAUUUUAAACUUUAUAAACUAUAAAACCUAGCUUCCGGUAUCACCGCCAUCUUGGAUUCACGCAAUUCACGAGAACGUUUUUGCGUAGUGAGCAUUGGUUGCAAUGGAUACGUUGCAUAGUGACUCUCAUGAAUCGCGUAAGUCCGAGAUGGCGUCAUUAUCGGAAGAUAGGUAUUAUCGUUUAUAAGGUUUAAAAUAUGGAUAUUUUCCUACAAAAUCACAUUACAAAACUAUACUUUUUUUUGCUGCAUUACAUUUUUUUGUUGAAUCAACUCAGAUUUACAAGUUAUUUCAACUUUAGAAAUGAAUUGUUAUUAGUACAGAUAAGUUGUUGUAACUUAUAAAAUAUAGUUGGUAAGAAAGUCAACUUCAUUUUUGAAGUUGUAGCAACUCAUCUCUAGUCAAGAUAAAUAAUAGUAAGUUGACAUGACUUGUAAAUCUGAGUUGAUUCAACAAAAACAUUUAAGGCAGCAAAGAUUUUUUUAUAAUGUGUGGAUUACUUUUGUGAAGGAUUAACGCAAUUUUGGGGACUUCAAAGUCAUAAGUUGUUCCCUGAUUCCUCUCUUCUACCAUUAUAAGUUUGGAAGAGCAAGGACAUUUAUCCCCAAAAAAUUUGUUUGUCUGAAAGAUGAUGGACUUAUGUACACUGUUGAAAACAACAACUUUGUUUUGCAAGUCCAUUCAACCUACUAUUUUAAGUUUUGGCUUGUAAACUUAUAAAAUCAAGUUGAAAUUGUUUAACUUAAUUUUUAAGUUAAAGUAACAUAAAAAUAUAUGUUAAAGGUAUUGCAGAGGAUUUUGUUUUUCCGGGUGGAUCAUCAAGACUAUUGGUCCGCCUAGUUGUCAAUCAGGAGUGUUGCGCAAUUGCAUUUUUUUAAAAAGUGGAGGAGGCGGUUCUUUUCUAAAAUUCUAGAAAAUCCUCCGCUACACCUUUAAUUUGACAAAAAUGAUGUGUAUUUUCUUACAGUGUAUCUCGAUUUGCUUGAUGGUGAGUAAAUCAUGGGGUAAUUUUGAUAUUUGGUAUCGCUUUAACCUAGACAUGUGUUUGUAAUUUGUCAGCUUUCAAGUGUUGUGCUUGUUUCCUUAAACAAGGCAAGCCAAAUACUCUGUCAGAAGGUUUGUUUCUUCGUUUUGCUCUUUUUGGCUGUACUGAAUCUUUCAAUAUACAAGUAUGCAUUUACUAAAGGUCAGUGUUUUUUUCUAGCAUAAAUUUUGUUUAUGCCUGUUUAAUAAAGCUAAUUAAGUUCAAAAUA
Molecule: messenger RNA, 2314 nt
Organism: Paramisgurnus dabryanus
Lineage: Eukaryota; Metazoa; Chordata; Actinopteri; Cypriniformes; Cobitidae
Gene: nrgna
Product: neurogranin (protein kinase C substrate, RC3) a
Molecular function (GO): calmodulin binding
Source: RefSeq, a predicted model, not a curated record